AUGCGUCACAUUUGUGACAAAAGGGACAUUGUGAGACCUGGAGUUACUCGUUUCGCCACUACAUUUUUGACUAUGCGGAGUCUUCUUGAGAAGAAAUGGAAGUUGAGAUUUAUGUUUUCCGAUGAAGCAUGGGUGAGAUGCAAGCUUGCAAAGACCGCUAAAGGCGCUAAGGUGGAGGCGAUUGCUAUGAGUGAUAGUUGGUGGACAGCGGUGGCCAAGAUCUUGAAGGUGUAUGCUCCUAUUUUUCGAUUGUUGAGGGUAGUCGAUAGUGACUACAAACCCUCAAUGAGAUUUGUGGUAGGGAUGCUUGAAGAUAUGAAGAAGGAGAUCAUUCAAGUUUUUAAGAAUAAGGAGAAUGAUUUCAAGCCCGUGAUUGAUAUUAUAGAUUGGAAGUCCAAGGAUCGGCUCCUUUCUCCCUUGCAUAUGGCUUCUUACUACCUCAACCCUUACUAUUUCUAUAGGGAUGAUGUAGUGAAGAAUUGCAAAAGGGCGAAAGAUGGAUUUCUAGAUGUAGUGGAGUUAUUCUAUCCUGAUGUAGAGCAACAAGUUGAAAUUCAUAAUCAAGAGUUGGAGAGAUACAGAGAAGGAAAGGGUUCAUUUGCUAGGAUUAGAGCGGUGAAGGCUAGAGAGAAAUCAGACUUGAACCUGGCUCUUCUGGUUGUGAAAGGAAUUAGAGCACAUUUGAGGGGUAAACUAAUUUCUAAACUUAUGAAAAAUAUGAAAUCCAUCUUAGUUAUGUUUUCUAAUUUGUGUCCUUUACUUUCGAAGAUUCAUACGAAGAAGAGGAAUAGAUUGGAAUCGAAGAGGUUAGAGGAACUGGUCUAUGUGAAGUUUAACUCAAAGCUCAACCAGAAGAAGAGGAGAGGAGAAAACAAGAACCUACUACUAUCUACUGAUCGUAGUAAGGCACGAGCAUGGAUCCUAGAAGGAGCAGGCUCCGAUGAUGAGGAAGAAGUUCAUCCUGGCUCAGGUCUUACUUGGAGGAUGGUAGAGGGUAUAUCGGGAGCGGCUGAGGCUGCGGAGAAUAGGAGGAGUUCUAGGCUAGAAGGACCUUCAAGUGCUUCUACUUCAGUGAUGGAUGAUGAAGAAGAGUGUCUUGUCUCGGAUGAUGAUGUUUCAGACGAGGAGGAGGAUUGUGUGGAGAUGGAUUCUGGAGAGGAUAGCGAUGAUGGAGUAGAGGAGGAACUUCAUGAUGAUGAUGUUUGA
Asparagus officinalis (garden asparagus) is the source of this 1206-nucleotide messenger RNA. RefSeq lists its product as uncharacterized. The coding region runs from base 1 to 1206 and encodes 401 amino acids. The transcript has 2 exons. The record is from RefSeq and is a predicted model, not a curated record. Lineage: Eukaryota; Viridiplantae; Streptophyta; Magnoliopsida; Asparagales; Asparagaceae.